Messenger RNA from Chlamydomonas reinhardtii, 1155 nucleotides. RefSeq lists its product as uncharacterized. Gene Ontology annotation, molecular function: translation release factor activity. The record is from RefSeq and is a predicted model, not a curated record. The transcript is spliced from 6 exons. Gene Ontology annotation, biological process: translational termination. NCBI's taxonomy places the organism in Eukaryota, Viridiplantae, Chlorophyta, Chlorophyceae, Chlamydomonadales, Chlamydomonadaceae. Bases 54 to 728 code for a protein of 224 amino acids.
CUAGACUGCACAUUAUACAUUCUAGGUCCUAGUGAUAUCGUGUCCUUAGCAUCAUGGCUGCGGUUCGGCUUUUGCGCCAGCUGCGCCACUUGCACGCCAGUGCCUCAACGCCAGCGCUUGUCCGAUGCGUAGCUUUUAGGCCCUUUACUGCACAUAGCGCGCCUCUCAAACACUCGCGAGUUCAGCACCACGACGGAGCCGCGGCAGGGACCUUGCGGCUCAGCACACGCUUCGUGGCAGCUGCGGCUGCCGGGGACGGGGUGACACCAGUGACACCCCCGCCGCCGAAGCCGGUGUACAAGGUUCGCCCCAUUACGAAAGACGACGUGGAGAUCGCCUUUGCUCGCUCCAGCGGCGCCGGUGGGCAAAAUGUGAACAAGGUCAACACAAAAGUGGACAUGCGGUUCGAUGUGAGCAAGGCGAGCUGGAUCCCAGAUGAGGUCAAGGACGCUAUGCGGCAAUUGGAGAAGAACCGGUUCACCAGUGAAGGCAUGCUGGUGAUGCAAUCCCAGCGCCACCGCACGCAAGCUCAGAACCUGGACGACGCGCUGGCCAAAGUGCAGGAGAUCAUUGACCGCGCGGUAGAGUACGUGACGCCCAAGGAGGCAGACCCGGAGACCAUCAAGCGCGUGAAGGCGCAGAUCAAGGCGGGCAAGGAGCGGCGGCUAGACAACAAGAAGAAGGACUCGAAUAAGAAGAAGGAGCGCUCGCGCCGCGAUUUUGAUUGAUGCCCCCCUUCUGGGUUAGGCUUGACAUUGAAGUGAAGUGCUGAGGGCAGGCAAAUGCCGCGUAGCAGGAGUGUGAACAGAGUUGGAGGGUGAGGGUGAGAGCUAUACACUGAAUGCUCGCAUGGGGAGUUUGUGUGAUGGUAAAAGAGGGGUUUGGGUUGUGGGAUGCGAUGGUUGGUUGCCAGGGUAUGCUAGGUAGCGUCUAUUUCCACAGUGCAUCGCAAGCAGGCUGGGACUGUGCAGUUGUGGACCACGCGCCGGAAGCGGACGGCAUUUUGGGUAGAUUCGCCGUCCAGCCGGUCGCUUUUUGAUGGUUGCCUGUUACUGGGAACGCGUGUCGGCUGGGCGUCAGUGUGUCCCCCGCUUGGAUCCAGUGUGAUGGACGAGACCUUGCGCAAUUGGCCCUCGCUUUGAGGUCUGAGACGGA